UAUAUAUGUAGUGAAAAAAGGGUGCACAGAAUCCCAAAUGUUUCUUCCCUUUUUUCUUCUUCUUGAUGCUUUAUGUCUUGUAUCUCUUGACAUUUUUCUCACAUUCACACUACUUAACCUCAUGGUUUUCUUUUUCAAUUAAAUCACCACAAUCAUUUAUCUCUUUUGGAAAAUAUUUUGAAGAAAAAAGAAAAUGGUGAGAAAAAGGGCGGCUUCCGAUAUGGAACUCCAACCUACUGAUUCACAAUACCAUCAUCAUCACAGACUAUUACGCCGUCCACCGCCACCACCGCCACUCGACAUUGUUGGUUUCCCUGACAACAACAACGUUGUAAAUAUAAAUGAUGAUGAUGAUGCAAUUGGUGGCGGCCACCAUUCCAACUACUCCACUAUGACGACGCUUCCGUCGUCAAGUUCAACAAAUACGGCUAUGUCAUUAUCAACCACCACCUGCUCAACUAAUUUCAUGAAUUCCAAUUCAAGCAUUUCUUUAAUUCACAAAAACCCACAACAACAACAACAACCUUUGUGUAAUUAUUCAGGUCUUCCUUUAUUUCCUCCUCCUCCUUUAUCAGCAAUUGUUACACCAACAACAAAUACAAUUCAUCACGCUGGGAUUAUGACGUCAGAUGAUUCAUUCACAUCGGCUACAGCGUGGAUUGACAGUAUUAUCAAAGAUCUUAUUCAUAGUUCAACGGAUGUAUCUAUACCUCAUUUGAUUCAUAACGUUAGAGAAAUUAUUCAUCCUUGUAACCCUAAUUUGGCGACGUUACUUGAAUACCGCCUUCGUUCUUUAACCGAACCUCCGCCUCCGAGUUUAGUUGAUCAACAUCCACCACCAGGGCAUGAUCGUACGGUUCAUUAUUCCUCUGAUGGAAAUGGAAAUGUUUCCACCAGAGGAAAAGAAACGGAAACACCGUUAUUACCCCAACCUCCCCGCAAUAUUAGUAUAAAUAUUGCGGGAGGUCUUGAAAGUAUGUACCCGCUCCCUCCAGCAGAUCUGGAUUGGGGCGGGACAGCAAAUAAUAAUAACAAUAACAAUAAUAAUAAUAAUAAUAAUAAUAAUGACGAGUUUGGUAAUCAGCCGCCAAACUCGUCAUCGAUUAUUUCAUCAACUAAUAACCAGGAACUACUAGACUCUCCACCUCAGCCACCAUCACAAACACCUCCACCACCACCACCACCACCAGAUCAAACAACAGUUGCCACCACACAAGCGGCGGCGGUGGUGUUGAGAGAGAAGAAAAGAGAAGAAAUCCGACAACAAAAACGAGACGAACAAGGCUUGCAUUUGCUCACUUUGUUGUUACAAUGUGCUGAAGCGGUUUCAGCUGAUAAUUUCGAAGAAGCCAACAAGAUGUUACUAGAAAUAUCCGAGUUAUCAACACCGUACGGGACCUCGGCUCAACGCGUUGCGGCCUACUUUUCGGAAGCUAUGUCUGCAAGGCUAAUGAGUUCAUGUUUAGGGAUAUACACAACUCUUCCACCAGUUCAUCAAGGUUUUAAAAAGAUGACGUCAGCUUUCCAAGUGUUUAACGGGAUUAGUCCUUUUGUUAAAUUCUCGCAUUUUACCGCGAAUCAAGCGAUACAAGAAGCGUUUGAAAGAGAGGACAGGGUGCAUAUAAUUGAUCUAGAUAUCAUGCAAGGCUUGCAAUGGCCUGGACUUUUUCAUAUAUUGGCAUCUAGACCGGGCGGUCCGCCUUUUGUUAGGCUAACUGGUUUGGGUAACUCGUUGGACGCACUCGAGGCCACUGGAAAACGAUUGUCGGAUUUCGCUGAUAAGUUGGGGCUCCCUUUCGAGUUUGCGGCCGUGGCCGAUAAAGUUGGGAAUUUGAAUCCGGAAAGUCUGAAGGUUAGCAAAAGGGAAGCUGUUGCGGUUCACUGGCUGCAGCAUUCUUUGUAUGAUGUAACUGGCUCGGAUACUAAUACUUUAUGGUUCAUCCAAAGAUUGGCCCCGAAAGUGGUGACAGUGGUAGAGCAGGACUUGAGCCAUGCAGGAUCGUUUUUGGGACGUUUUGUGGAGGCAAUUCACUAUUACUCAGCAUUGUUUGACUCAUUGGGAUCGAGCUACGGGGAAGAGAGUGAAGAGAGGCAUGUAGUCGAGCAACAGUUGCUGUCAAAGGAGAUUAGGAACGUGUUGGCAAUCGGGGGGCCAUCAAGAAGUGGGGAACAGAAGUUUAACAAUUGGAGGGAGAAGUUGGAACAAUGUGGGUUCAAGGGGAUAUCUUUAGCAGGAAAUGCAGCUGCCCAAGCAACGCUUUUACUUGGAAUGUUUCCUUCUAAUGGAUACACUUUAGUGGAAGAUAAAGGUGCCUUAAAGCUUGGAUGGAAAGAUCUUUGUUUGCUUACGGCAUCCGCUUGGAGACCUUAAUUGGUCCAUGUAUCCCGGCUUGUAUCUUUUAAAGGAUCAAGAGUCCCACUAAGUGAUCUGAAAGUGUUUUGCUAUGAUGCAUGGGUGGGAAAAACUGGAAAGACACAGAUCAAUCCGUUCGGAGAAUAGCUAAAAAGAGAAAAAAUGCAAGUGUAGCAAAUUUUGAAGGAUGGUUCCUUUUGUUAUGAACUGUGUUCUUAAUAGAUUUAUGUUCAUAGUCUAUUCGUUUUAUUUUUGGUUACUGCAAUAACAUACCAUUGUCUUGCCUUUUA
Molecule: messenger RNA, 2643 nt
Organism: Erigeron canadensis
Lineage: Eukaryota; Viridiplantae; Streptophyta; Magnoliopsida; Asterales; Asteraceae
Product: protein SCARECROW
Exons: 2
Coding region: 194-2371 (725 amino acids)
Biological process (GO): gravitropism; radial pattern formation; bundle sheath cell fate specification
Cellular component (GO): nucleus
Molecular function (GO): DNA-binding transcription factor activity; sequence-specific DNA binding
Source: RefSeq, a predicted model, not a curated record